CCUUCGUUGAUGCGACUAACCAAACUGCCUGGGACUGUCAACUAACCUAGAAGCUCACCCCCACCAACAAUACACCAAUGAAUCUAAGCGAACAUGGAUGAUACUCACGCCAGACAAGCCAUGGCGCCCAUCAAACAACAGCAAACCGGAGGCGUUACGCCACUCUACAACAACAGCAACGACCUCCCGGGUCCCUAAAUCCCCCCUUCCUUCUCACCCCGACGAAAAACACGACUUGCAACGACGUCCAUCCACCCCUGUCAGGUCCCCUCACGUCCAUCACGGCAUAGACGUUUUAGACUUCCGCGUGCCUGAAAUGCAAAAACCCCAAGCCGCAAAAGCUGAUACGCGAAACCACCUCAGAUUCUCAGAAUCCGAGACCAAAUCCCCAAUCCCCCGCCCGUGCCUCGGUUUCGUCCCGACUUGGCCGUGUUCCAGAUCCCCCAAUCCGUCACUCCCCCCCCCUCUUUGUCUCUAGGUACCGAAUAGUCUUCCCCCGAAUGCUCCACCCAGCCAGCGGCAACCGUUGUAACCUUCCGCACCUUAAUGCCCACGGAAUACCUUACCCUACCUUGGCCUCUACUGCGGCACUGUGGUACCAUGCCAAUACGUGAGCCGCAAAAACCUUAACUUCUCAACUCAAAAAGUCCAAACUCAACCACUCACCACCUCGCACCCUCGAGCACCCACACAGACGGGCACGGAGAAAACGUACCGUAACUCGCCCUUUUUUCACCGAGAGCUUGGCUUACGUAUCUGCGUCUAUGUGCGCGUACCUGGUUGUCUACCUGGAUACCUGGGCCUCGUGCUCUCUCUUGUCCCCCUCGGUCCCGAGACGACUCGACACCCACACAACCAUUUGCCCACGCGUCAGAUGCGCAGAAAAUAGAAACAUGCCCUCCCGAUCGAGGCCUUUCAUUCGCUUGUCACACUUCUUUGGGAUUUUAUUUCAUCGACUACCAGAUGAGGAAGCAAAGUGUAAAAAAUGAAUUU
Colletotrichum godetiae is the source of this 993-nucleotide messenger RNA. RefSeq lists its product as uncharacterized. The transcript has a single exon. The record is from RefSeq and is a predicted model, not a curated record. Lineage: Eukaryota; Fungi; Ascomycota; Sordariomycetes; Glomerellales; Glomerellaceae. Bases 98 to 478 code for a protein of 126 amino acids.